Molecule: messenger RNA, 5962 nt
Organism: Tympanuchus pallidicinctus (lesser prairie-chicken)
Lineage: Eukaryota; Metazoa; Chordata; Aves; Galliformes; Phasianidae
Gene: TULP3
Product: TUB like protein 3
Exons: 11
Coding region: 3008-4399 (463 amino acids)
Biological process (GO): protein localization to cilium
Cellular component (GO): cilium
Source: RefSeq, a predicted model, not a curated record
AGAUGGAGGUAAUUCUUUUGAGUGACUAUUUCACCUUUCCUGUGUCAUUUACCCUGUAAUACAAUUUGAAUAUCUUUAUUAAGAAACAAAAGUUUGUCUCCCUUGUAAAAAACUGGUUGGACAGCUGGGCUCAGAGAGUUAUACUGAAUAGAGUUAAAUCCAGUGGGCAACUGGUCACUAGUGGUGUUCUUCAGGGUUCAAUAUUGGUGACACUCCUGUUUAGUAUCUUUAUUGAUGAUUUGUUCAAGGGGAUUGAGUGCACCCUCAGUAAGGCUGCAGAUGACACCAAGUUGGGAGGAUGUGUUGAUCUGCUUGUAGGAAGUGUUCUACAGAGGGAUCUGGAUAGGCUAUAUUGAUAAGCUGAUGCCAGUUGUAUGAGCUUUAACAAGAUCAAGUGCGAAGUCCUGCACUUUGAUUACAGUAACCCCAUGCAUCACUACAGGUUUGGGGCACAGUUACUGGAAAACUGCAGGGAAGAAAAUUAUCUGGGGGGGUUAGUUGAAAGACAGCUGAGCAUGAGCUAGCAGUGUGCCCAGAUGGCCAAGAAGGCCAGUGGUGUCCCACCUUCUAUGAGAAUUACCAUAGCCACUGGGACUAGGGAAGACUAGGGGACUGGGACAUCCUCUUGUACUUUGCACUGGUAAGGCUGCACGUUGAGUACAGUGUACAGUUGUGCCCCACACUACAAGAAGGAGCUGGAGUGCGUCCAAAGAAAGGCAAUGAAGUGCAUGAAGGGUCUGGAAUGAGGAAUGUCUGAGGGAACUGUGAUUGUUCUGGAGAAGAGGAGGUUCAGUGGAAACCUUAUUGCUCUCUACUACCUGAAAGGAGGUUGUAGCAAGAUGGGAGUUGAUCUUUUCUGCCAGGUAACUAGGACUAGAGGAAAUCACAGAAUCACAGAAUUGCAGGGGCUUGAAGGGAUCUCUAGAGAUCAUUUAGUUGAACCCCUCUGCAAAACAGGUCCCUUACAGCAGGCUGCACAGGUAGGCAGGUCUUGAAUGUCUCCUGAGAAGGAGAAUCCACAACCUCCCUGGGCAGCCUGUUCCAAUGCUCUGUCACCCUUACUGUGAACAAGUUCCUGUGUAUAUUGGUGUGCAGCUUCCUUUGUUCCAGUUUAUGGUCAUUUCCCCUUGUCCUAUCUCUACAGACCGCUGAGAAGAGGCUGGCCAUGUCUUUUUGACUCCCACUGUUAAGAUAGUUACACACAAUAAUCAGAUCCCCUCUGUGUCUUCUUUUCUCAAGGCUGAACACACCCAAUUUGCUCAACCUUUCCUCAUAGGAGAAAUACUGCAGGCCCUUUAUCAUCUUUGUGGCCCUCUGCUGGACUCUCUCCAGGAGAUCCUUGUCUUUUUUGUACUAGGGAGCCCAGAACUGGAUGCAAUACUCAGGUGAUGUCCUCAAGUUGCACCAGGGGAGGUUUGCGUUGGAUAUUAGGAAGAAAACAAUUUCAGAAAGAGUGGACGGAUGUUGAUUGGAACAGACUAUCUGGUGAAGUGGUGGGAUCUCCAUCCCUUGGAGGUGCUCAGGAAACAUAUAGUUGCGGCACUGAAGGACACAGUUUAGGGGGCAUGGUGUUGAUGGUGUUGAAGACUAUUGGACUUGUAGUCUUUUCCAACCUUAAUGAUUCUGUGAUUCCUCUAUACUGAUAAAUACUCUUUUUUUUUUUUUUUUUUUUUUUUUUCAUUAAUUUAGCAGCAGUUAAUCAAUACUAGACUGCAUCAUUGUUUACCUCGUUAUAUCUGACAUGUGUAUAGUCAAUUCCAAAAAGAUGAAUUUCUGAAAGAAUUCCUUUUGGCCAAGUCUAAUGUAUUCCUACUCAACUGUUUUAACUGGAACAGCUUGUUACUUUUCACCUGUAUUUCACUUAGUGUUAGGUUGUUUUGCAUUUAAUGGUAUUAUAGAAUUGUAGAAUGUCUUGGGUUUGAAGAGACUUUAAAAUGAUGUAUUUCCAACCCCCUUGCAUGGUGGGGUUUGUGGGAUUCUCCUGAAAAGGUGUGCUGAAGGGAAAGACUUAAUUAGGUGAAGACCAGUCAAAGGUCUGAUAGCAGUUUUUUGCAUAAUUAUCUUGUUUGCCAUCUUGGUGCAUAGCCUAUGGCAGUUGUGUUGCUGAGAGAACCGAUAAACCCGACUGCCCCCCUUGAUCAUGAUCUGAACUGAUGUCAAGAGCCUGACCCAGCAACUUCUGGCUGAAUGUAGUGCCACACUGUUGUCAUGUUGUUUCACGUCAAGCCGGUGCUGCACCAAGCCAAAACCGUAUGACAGCACUCACAGAUAUGGUUCCAUGGCUCUAGGCGUAAAAGAAGUGUAACCAACUCUUGCAGGACCCAGGGGAGGCCUUGCUCUUUCAUGAAGUGGGCUACACAUAGCUUAUGAGACUAACCUCACACUGCAGAAGCAGCAUGCACUGUAGCAAUUAAGUAACAAUAUCAGCAGAGACCAGAUGCCAGCAGAGUAGGGACCACUAUUGAGUGGGAUCUCCUCUCAUCUGAACUGAGACCUUCACACUACAUGCACCAAUGUCUGAACUGACCAUCAAACAUCAGGUCAUACUACUCUCCCUAGCAGUAUUUAGAAAUCUCCCUUCUUGCCAGGGGAUAUUGGUUAUGGCCCUCUCUCAAGGAAUUCAGUCAAAUACCAUGCCUUGACAGACUCCUUUACCUGGCAAUUCACGGAGUGUGGCAUAUACUUUCAGAGUUUCCGUGAGUUAUCUAAUGGUUUGGUGGGGAGCUAGGAGUGCACAUCACAUUCAGCACGCACUCUUGCCCUUUAGCAAGUUGUAUACUUUGCUAAGACCAUUUGUUUGUUAGUAUAUGUUUGGAAUUGUUACCUGUUGAGCAUUUGCUAACUGAGAUUGUAAUUGCUUAAGGACAUUGUAUUAAAUAAAUGUACAGUUAACCACCUGACUUGUGGUCAGUGAAGUGUGUUAACUGAAUUCUGUGCAACCCCGCUGUUUGUAAGGCGGGGAACAGUGCGCAAUAGAAAAUCUGCACGACACUGCUGAAUAUGGUGGAUGACAGAGUUGCAAACAACUUUUGCCUGUAUUAUUAUCUUUGAGGAUGAAGGAAUGAAACUACGACAGCUGAAACUAGAGAAUCAAAGAGCUCUUCUAGAGAAAAAGCAGAAGAAGAAACGUCUUGAACCCCUGAUGGUGCAGCCAAAUCCUGAGGCAAAGCUGCACAGGUCAAAGCCCAAAGGAUGUGAAGAACAGACUCCUUUAGUAGAAACUCCUACCACUUUCCACAAUAAUGUUGUGUUACAUGGCAUUGAUGGACCAGUUUCUUUCUUGAAAUCAGAAGUGCAAGAUUUAGGAACCAAACUCCAAACUUUCUCUGUUGGAUCUUCCAUAACAGCAGAAAAUGCAGAUGAGGAAAACAAUGGACACGCUCUAACAGAAACGUUAGGCAAUGCAGAUCUGCAAGAAAUCUUACAGAAACGAGGAAUUUCAGGCAGUUUGAAUUUUGAUGAGGAGGACACAGAAGAAGAGGAAGAAGUAAGAAAGAGACCAGCAUCUCAGUCACCACAUCCUGAAUCUGAGAGGCUUCGUUCUGCAACUGUCGAGAAAUCCUUUGCAGAAAUAGGUGCUUCCUGUAGUCCAUCCCCUCAGGCGGUUGCACAUCUGGGAGAAGUUGAGAACUUGGAGGAAUUUGCAUUGUGCCCUGCGCCCCGUGGUAUUACAGUCAAGUGUCGAGUCACUAGAGAUAAGAAGGGAAUGGACCGAGGCCUCUUCCCUACUUAUUACAUGCAUCUGGAAAAGGAUAACAACAGAAAGAUGUUUCUUCUUGCAGGUAGAAAACGAAAAAAGAGCAAAACGUCCAAUUACGUCAUAUCAGUUGACCCAACUGAUUUGUCCCGGGAAGGGGAGAGUUUCAUUGGAAAACUCAGGUCAAACCUCAUGGGAACUAAAUUUACAGUCUAUGACCAUGGAGUAAGCCCAAUAAAGGCACAGGGUCAAGUGGAAAAGGCUCAUACACGACAAGAACUCGCAGCUAUUUAUUAUGAAACCAAUGUAUUAGGAUUCAAAGGUCCCAGAAAAAUGUCUGUGAUCAUUCCAGGAAUGAAUAUGAAUCAUAAGCGAAUUCCAGUCCAGCCACAAAAUGAAAAUGAGAGUCUUCUGUCAAAAUGGCAAACUAAAAAUUUAGAGAACCUCAUUGAGUUGCACAACAAGGCUCCAGUCUGGAAUGAUGAUACUCAGUCCUAUGUUUUGAAUUUCCAUGGGAGAGUCACUCAGGCCUCAGUGAAGAACUUCCAGAUUGUCCACGACAAUGACCCUGACUACAUUGUGAUGCAAUUUGGUCGUGUAGCAGAAGACGUUUUCACUCUGGACUAUAACUAUCCUCUCUGUGCUCUUCAGGCUUUUGCUAUUGGACUCUCCAGCUUUGAUAGUAAAUUGGCCUGUGAAUGAGAAACAGCAGACUUGAGACAUAGAACUCACUCCCGCCUCUGUAUCUUGUUAGAAUUCCAGGUGAAGUAAUGAAAAGCACAUUGGGGGUGGAAGGAUACUGGAAGACAAACUUUUGUGAGCUUAUUGGAAAGUAAACAGCAAUCCUGAGAGCAUUUUGGUAUUUAACAGUUGACCAUCUUAGGAGACUAUCUCAAGACUGAGUGGUCUCUGUACACUUUGUGGAAGAGCAAGGAACACAGAUGAUGUUUUUGUUGUCAGGAUUGAUUUUGCUUUCAGAAUCUUUGCAUCAGCUGCUGCUUGAGGAGGCAAAGGAAUUUGUUUCACUAGUUGGAACCCAUUGCAGCUAGAAUUAGAAAAAUAAUGGUUUAGUGUUCGCAUACCUUGAAUCUUCAGCAAUGCCCAUGGAGAUGAUGCUACUGAUAUUACUUUGAGUUUCUGGUGAGAUUAAUUAAGAAAAAAGGAGAGUAGUUAUGGCAUAUAUUCUGUCUUACCCUGUGCAGCAUUUUGCAGCCUGUUAACAACAGUGAAAGGGAAAAGGAUUCAUGUUAAGCCUACAUGCAACUGUAGGUAGUGGUCAACAAACGCAGAAGUGGACUGAGACGCUGGCUCUAAUGAAAGAUGUUUCUCUUAUUUUGCAGAAUGAAUCUCUGUUAAACCUGAUAGUCCAUUUCCCUUUCAUUAUCCUAAUUGCUCCAUGUCCCUUGAUAUACUUUUUAGCAAAUGAAGAAUCACUCCUUUUUAAUUUGGCAAAAUUAUAUCCAUUGGCGUAUCUCUUAUUUUGAACUAUGUGAAAUAUAAGAUUGAAUAGACGAUGGAACAUGACUUUGACUGAAAGUAAUAUUGUACUGCUCCUGAAAAGCACUGUUUGGACUGAACAUCUGAAUCUAGACCUUAUGGUGAUCAGAAAUACUUUUUAACUUGUCCUUUAUUUGUAAAAUUUUCUACAUUUUUAGGAACGAGCGAGAUGUAACUCAUUUCAAUUUUUUUUGUUCAAUGUGAGAUUAUCUCAAGUUAGGACACAGUUGUAGGUUUCAUGUAAAUAAUUUGAAUCUGCCUGUAAGAGUAAGAUGCCUCAAGAGGAGAUUACUGAUGUUUUCAAAGGCAUCAGUUGAGUUUAAAAAAAAAAAAAAAAAAAGUAUCACGGGGCUGUAUAAUGUUUCUUUCCCAUGUUCCCAUUUAAAUGCUAGAUUGUACAAUUUGGAGACUAUAGGUUACAACAUUGAUUCAUACGGCUUUGAUUUAUCAGUGAAUCGCUACACGCUGACAUGCGAGCCUCAGUGCACACAUCUGCUGUGCACUAAAGCAGAACAGCUAGUAACUUGCCACUUCCAUGGCUACUAUGCAUAUCCACGAUGAGUCUGGAAAACUGUAUCUUCCAUUAAGACAAGAAAUAGCUUUCUUCAGUUUUACAUGUUACUAUUAUCAGCAGACGCGCUCUAUUUCAUGCUCCUAAGAAGCAGGCUUACUGUUUUUGGUCUUCAGAGUCUUUGCAGGUAGUUAUCACUUGCUCUUUCAAAAUAGAAACAGAAGAUGACUUAACAGGGUUUAAUUGCCCAGGAAAAA